Messenger RNA from Striga asiatica, 3018 nucleotides. The record is from the annotation of a GenBank genome assembly. NCBI's taxonomy places the organism in Eukaryota, Viridiplantae, Streptophyta, Magnoliopsida, Lamiales, Orobanchaceae.
AUGGCCGAAAUCGUCCCAAUCGGCACAAUCCUCGCCGUCCUCUCUCGCCAGAUCAUCAAAACCGCGGCCGCCGCAAACGACAUCCUCCUCGAGCACGAGAGCUUCGGCCUCCUCUCCAAACACCUCCUCGAAAUCGACCCAAUCCUCACCGAGCUCCAAUCCCGCCACCUCAGCGACUCCCCCGCCGCCCGCCUGGCCCUCGAGUCCCUCGAGUCCGACAUCAACAAAGCCAAUUCCAUCAUCCACAAGUACAAAAACCGAGCCCGAUUCUACCUCCUCCUCAAAUGCCGCCACAUCGUGAAACAAGUCCAACACGUCACCCGAGAAAUCGAGACCUCCUUCUCCGCCCUCUCCCUCGCCAGCGUCGAGACCCUCUCCGGAAUCUCCGAACGCGUCAAGAGGCUUCAAGACGAGGUGCAAAGGGCCCAACACGAGACCUCACGCUCUCGUCUCGAGAUCGUGGAUAAACUCGAGCCCAACAACGGCCCGGAUUUCGCGAACGAUAUGCUGAAGGAGAUCGCGCGGGCUGUGGGCGUACGGGUCGACCCGGAUGAGCUUGACGGGUUUAGGAGAGAGAAAGAGGAAGCCGAGUGGCGGAUAGAAAAGGCUGAGGUGCUUUUUCUCGAGCAGGUCAUCGAGCUCUUGUCACGUGCAGAUGCUGCUAGGGAUUACGAGCACGUGAAGGAUCAGUACUUGCAGAGGGUGAAAAUGAUCGAGCGGUAUGACUCGAAAGAGGAGUUUAUCGAGCCCUUUAAGCCCUUCUUUUGUUGUAUAACGGGGAACGUGAUGGUUGACCCCGUUAGCCUCUGCACGGGGACAGCUUGCGAGAGGGAGGCUUUAGAGGCGUGGUUCGAACGUGGGGAGAAUAAAGAUCCGGAGACAGGUGAGAUUAUCGAGGAUUUUACGUACAGGCCGAAUGUGCAGCUGAGACAGUCGAUCCAGGAGUGGAGGGAGCUUAAUUAUUGUGUAAAGAUUCGGUCUUGUAGAGGGAAAUUGUUGUCCGGGUUCGAGUCGUGUGUUGUGGAGGGUCUUUCGGUGGUGAGGGAGCUUGUUCGGGAGAAUUCGGUCAAUAGGGAUUGGGUUUCGAUCGGUGGUUUGACCGAUGUUGUUGUUAGUAUGGUCGGGAGUGAGGUCAAUGAGGGUGUGAGGAGGCUUUUGUUGAUGACUUUGAAGGAUAUUGUAGAUGGUCAUGCCAGAAACAAGGAAAUUUUCAUGGAGAAUAAGGGGAUUGAGAAAGUUGUUCCUUGCUUAGGGAUGGAUUCAAGCAUAUCAAAGGCUGCGCUUGAGUUGCUACACGAGGUUCUGCUCGAUAAAUCCGGUUGGAACACGACUUAUUGUCGGAUGCUUUCUCAGGAGAACGAGUUAAUCUUGCAUCUCGUUUCCCUUCGUAAGACAUCACCUGAUGAAACUGCCAAAUUAGCAGAAGAAAUCUUAUUGAAGCUUUGUGAAGUAGAUGAGGAUGUCGUUAUUCGAGCAGCUAAAGUGGACUGGUUCAGACCACUCAUCGAUAAGCUGAUCCAAGGAUCAACACCAGUAAAGAUACCACUGGUGAGAGACCUUUUUAACAUGGAGCUCGACAACGAGAAAAUCAAAUUACUUGGCGAGGAAGGAAUAAUUCCCCCCCUCCUCGAGAUGGUUUCCGAAAACAUCGAAUCGAAAGAAGUCUCGUUACAAGCACUCGUAAAGCUCUCGACUUCCCCUCACAACAAACCCCUCAUUGCAUCUUCAGGCGGUGUCCCUCUCAUUCUAAACCUACUCUCAUCUCCCACCAAACCCGUCCUCAUAAUUUCCAAAUGCGCCGAGAUUCUCUCCAAUCUUUCCUCAAACGGCGAUGGUACAAAAUUUCUCGUCGACAAAUCGAGUAACCAACUCGAUUUGCAUCCCGUCAUCAUGUCCUUGUUAUCUUUCCAAGAAAACCUCCACUCUCCGGACACCGUCCGUAAACCCGCCCUGCGCUCCCUCCUCGCGAUCUUCCGGUCCGACUCUACGCUCGUCAAGUUCGCGGUCCUCUUCGCCGGUGGCGUUUCCGUAAUUCUCCCGUUGCUCGACGACUCGAACCAAGAAAUUCGCGAGCUAGCAAUCAAUCUCCUCUUUCUAUUCUCCCACCACGAACCGGACGGCAUCGUCGAGUACCUACUAAAACCCAGACGUCUCGAGGCUCUAGUCGGGCUCCUCGAGAAUCCAGACGUUCACGCGCCCGCCGCGGGCCUCUUGGCCAACCUUCCCAAAUCGGAAACUUCCCUAACCGGGAAACUAAUCGAGCUCGGCGGAUUAAAGGCAAUCGUCAGCAUCGUGAAAUCAGGGACGGACGAGGCGAGGGAGCACGCACUCGGCGCACUCUUUCGGUUCACGGACCCCACGAGCCCCGACUCACAGAGAGCCGCGGCAGACCUCGACGCGUACGGCAUUCUCGCAGAUCUUCUCGAUUCGGGCUCGGACACGGCCCGUGCGCGGGCCGCCGCCUUAUUGGGCGACCUCUCCAUGCGCAGCCACGAGCUGAGCCUCGAGGGCCAGAGGAGGAGGAGGCCUGGGUGCAGGGCACUGUGGGCCCGCAGGGUGGCGACGUGCCCGGCACACGGGGGCCCGUGUGGGGCGACCACCACUUUUUGCUUAUUGGAAGGGGGUGUGGUGCCGGGCCUCGUGCGGCUCAUGGGUUGUGGGGCCCACGAGGCAACUCGGGAGGCGAUCCAGACAUUGUCGACCCUAGUGCGGGAGGAUGUGCCCGGGGGAGGGGCGAGGGUGCUGCACGAGAAUGGGGCAAUUGGGCCCAUAAUCGAGGUGUUGAGGUGGGGUUCGGAGUGGCUCAAGGGGGAGGCACUAGGGUUGCUUGAGAAGGUGUUCUUGUCGAGGGAUAUGGUAGAGGUGUAUGGGCCGGCGGCCAUGGGCCCACUCGUGCAGCUUGCGGGCCGAAGCUUUUUGGAGGGCGGGCAUCUGCAGAGGAAGGCGACGAGGGUUUUGCUACUUAUCGAGCGGUGCUCAAGGUCGUCUACUUCAUUGGUGGCGGGUUUCAGCGAGUGA